AUGAUGUCCCAAGAUACUAUUACUCGUAGUAGUACUUCUGUCCCUGUCAGCAGGGAAAAAAUCAUGGAGCCAUUAUAUGCUAGCUCCUGUGCAUCGACCCCACCAGACAAAGUAACUUCAAAUGAGCCGGAGUAUUCAAGUGCUCUGAAUCCCGUGGGUGGAAUCCCCGAGAAACCUCUCAAGGAAUACAUUACAGUGAUGUUUAUGUGUUUGAUGAUCGCAUUCGGCGGGUUCGUCUUCGGUUGGGAUACUGGUACGAUUUCCGGUUUCGUUAACCAUACCGAUUUCAUUGUAAGAUUUGGCCAAUUUGAUCCGGCAAGGCAAUCUUUUUAUCUAUCUGAUGUCAGAAUAGGUCUAAUCGUGUCCAUUUUCAAUAUUGGUUGUGCGCUGGGUGGUUUAACAUUGAGCCAUCUUGGUGAUAUUUAUGGUCGUCGCAUUGGCUUAAUGGUCGUGGUUUUGGUGUACGUUGUUGGGAUCAUUAUUCAAAUUUCUUCAACUGACUUAUGGUAUCAAUAUUUUAUUGGGAGAAUUGUGUCCGGACUUGGUGUUGGUGCUAUUGCUGUUCUUUCGCCUGCUUUAAUUUCUGAAAUUUCACCUAAACAUUUGAGAGGUACCUGCGUCUCCUUUUAUCAAUUAAUGAUUACGUUGGGUAUCUUCUUGGGUUACUGCACUAAUUAUGGUACCAAAAGGUAUACCAACUCUAUUCAAUGGAGACUUCCUUUGGGACUGUGCUUUGCAUGUGCCAUCUUUAUGAUUGUCGGUAUGCUGUUAGUGCCAGAGUCUCCACGGUACUUGGUGGAAAAGGAAAGGCUUGAUGAAGCUAGAAUAUCCUUGGCUAAAUCCAAUAAAUUACCAGUCGACGACCCAGGUGUUGCAUUUGAAUUAGAGCUCAUCACAGCGGGCGUUGAAGCAGAAAGGCUUGCGGGGAAUGCUACUUGGAGCGAGUUAUUCUCUAGAAAGGGUAAAAUCUUACAACGUGUGGUGAUGGGUGUCAUGAUUCAAUCCUUACAGCAAUUGACUGGUAAUAACUAUUUUUUUUACUAUGGUACUACGAUUUUCAACGCUGUUGGUUUGGAGGAUUCUUUCCAAACCUCGAUAAUCCUAGGGCUCGUUAAUUUCCUAUCAACCUUUGUCAGUUUAUGGGUCGUAGACAGAUUUGGCCGCCGUAAAUGUCUGUUGUGGGGUUCCGCCUCCAUGGCAGCAUGUUUUGUCGUAUUUGCAUCUGUCGGUGUCACAAGUUUAUGGCCGAACGGAAGAGACCAGCCAUCUUCAAAAGGUGCUGGUAACGCCAUGAUUGUUUUUACCUGUUUUUUCAUCUUCUGUUUUGCAACAACUUGGGCACCAAUUGCAUACGUGAUUGUCGCUGAAAGCUAUCCAUUGCGAGUCAAGAACCGUGCAAUGGCUAUCGCUGUUGGCUCUAACUGGAUAUGGGGGUUUGUCAUUGCAUUCUUCACUCCAUUCAUUACUAGUGCCAUUAAUUUUUACUAUGGCUACGUGUUCAUGGGUUGUUUGGUAUUUUCCUUCUUCUAUGUUUUCUUUUGCGUUUGUGAGACUAAAGGUUUGACCCUCGAAGAGGUAAAUGAGAUGUACGAAGAAGGUGUCUUACCUUGGAAAUCUGUGAACUGGGUGCCAAGAAAGAUGAGAGUUUUGGAAGAUAACGUUGAGGUAGUUCACAUCGAUGGAGUGAGUUUUCUGCCUAGUGCCUCUCCCAAACUAUACUAG
Messenger RNA from Torulaspora delbrueckii, 1722 nucleotides. Its product is annotated as sugar porter family MFS transporter. Gene Ontology annotation, molecular function: carbohydrate:proton symporter activity. Gene Ontology annotation, cellular component: plasma membrane. Gene Ontology annotation, biological process: carbohydrate transport; transmembrane transport. Bases 1 to 1722 code for a protein of 573 amino acids. NCBI's taxonomy places the organism in Eukaryota, Fungi, Ascomycota, Saccharomycetes, Saccharomycetales, Saccharomycetaceae. The transcript has a single exon. The record is from RefSeq and is a predicted model, not a curated record.